GCUUCAUUAUCAUGGGAGGAGAAUUUAAUGUUUACGCAAAACCUCCCGUGGGUGUUGUUGUCUCCCUUUAGAGCGGUAAACAGGGACCUUAGAAGGAGGGAAUUACAUUUAAUUUAAAAUGUAUUUCUUAUUUAUUAAAACUACUUUUCACACUUCGCACAAGUAGACAGGAGUUUCUCUUUGAAGAGCAGAGUCGUGUUUGUAAAGGAAGUGCAGAGGAAUGGGCCGGAAAGAAAGAUCCCGGUCAUACGAAGAGUUUAAUGAUGACGGUGAUGAAGGAAACAAACAGUCGGCAGGAUUCUUCGAAGGUGCGAUGGAGCUGGACCGCGAGGAGACCAACGACAGCGUCUCGCCGGAGGAGGAGGAGGAGGAGGAGGAGGAGGAGGCCAGGGAGAGCAGUCCUCCCAUGAGGUUCAGUAAGAGCUGUCUGAAGAACCUCUUCAUGGUUGUGCUCAUCUUCAUCUACCUACUGCUCACCGGGGUCGCCUUCUUCCUCGCCUACCAGACCAUCUCUGACUUCCUGGAGAAAGUCAACCACCCCGUCAUGUCCGUCACCUACAAGGAGGUGGACUCCUUCUCACCCCCGGGUAUCGCUCUGUACCCCGGCAGAGCUGAGCUGCUGAGCUGCAGACAUCACUUCCACGACUACAUCCCUCCGUUAGUGGAGCCCGGGACGCACCAGGAGGGAGAGUGUGUGACUCAAGACGUGACGUACGACGGACCGUUCAGCAACCAAACCCUGGUCAGAACUGCUC
Molecule: messenger RNA, 755 nt
Organism: Notothenia coriiceps (black rockcod)
Lineage: Eukaryota; Metazoa; Chordata; Actinopteri; Perciformes; Nototheniidae
Gene: pacc1
Product: proton activated chloride channel 1
Exons: 4
Source: RefSeq, a predicted model, not a curated record